Messenger RNA from Bacidia gigantensis, 1857 nucleotides. RefSeq lists its product as uncharacterized. The transcript has 3 exons. Gene Ontology annotation, cellular component: membrane. Gene Ontology annotation, biological process: transmembrane transport. Bases 1 to 1857 code for a protein of 618 amino acids. NCBI's taxonomy places the organism in Eukaryota, Fungi, Ascomycota, Lecanoromycetes, Lecanorales, Ramalinaceae. Gene Ontology annotation, molecular function: myo-inositol:proton symporter activity. The record is from RefSeq and is a predicted model, not a curated record.
AUGCCUAAUCAAGGCUCGCAAAGCAGAACGGCGCAGUUGCCUUUCCAACAGCUAUUGAAGAAUAAUGACCUAGGAAUCAUUGAGAAUCCAUUACAGCGUGUCGACGAAGUGGAUUUGGAUGAGGACAUUACUAAUUUCUAUGCUGAACACCAUCUUGGUAAAGUGGUCGACCUUGACACACUGAUCCGUGCUGGACACGUGGCAAGAGAUGAGAAAGCUACAAUUGCAGAAGGAAUCCUCAACGAGGUGGAAUUACGCGCACUGGAGAAGGAGAAGACCACUCGUUUCUGGGAAGAGAGUAAAGAGCUGAAACUCAUUCUCCUCACAUGUUUCGUUGGGAGCGUGGUUCAAGGAUGGGCCCAGGGUGCUAUCGUAGGCCCAAAUCAAAAAUGGCCCAGCGAUUUUCAUCUCAAGAUUGGUAAUAUCAGUGAUGACCCAGCUGAGACUCUAAGGAAGACAGGAGAUAUCUGGCGAUUCGCUGCGACGAAUGCCAUUGUUUACUUCUCGGCAAGCUCACUCGGGGCUUUCUUGUGCGAUCCAAUGACAGAGAUCUUUUGGGGUCGACGAGGGGCCCUGUUUGUGGCCGCAACGACAACAUUUGCGUCCUCAAUAGGCCAGGCUUACACGAAGAGCUGGCACGCACUAUUAAGAGGGCAAAUAUUGACGUCUUGGCAAAUUGGAACUGCCCUUGGAAUCGCGUUUGCCGGUGCUAUACCACUCAUAGUGCCGGGCAGCUGGCGCUUCCAGAUAUCCAGCUCUUUUAUACCUGCCGCAAUGCUUCUGGUACUAGUUUACGCUGGAUCAGAGUCUCCUCGAUGGUUGGUGAAGAAGCAACGAUACCGCGAGGCCUAUUCUGUGUUCCUACGACUUCGGGAGAAUCCACUGCUUGCGGCGCGGGAUCUUAUACAUAUUCGAGCUCAGCUGAAUGUUGAGACCAUCCUAUUUAUGCGGACAGCCCGAGAUGUCGAAGAAAUAGGCAACGAGGUCCCGCAUCUAGAUCCGGCCGUCUACAGGCGACAGAUCAGCCUUUUUGGUUAUGGGCGGCGCAUCACCCAGCUAUUUACGAUACCUCGAGUCCGGCGAGCCACACUGGCAUCUUUCGCUGUCAUGAGCGCCCAGAUCCUGUGUGGGAUCAAUGUCUUUGCAUUCCUCGCCUCGACAAUCUGGCAAUACGCGCGAAUUAGGCGUACUCAGGGGCUUUGGCUAUUCUUCGCCUUUGGCUUGUCAAAUUUCUUCUUCUCGGCAAUCGCCUACUGGUUUAUAGACACCAAGGGGCGCAGGUUCUUGUUGAUGGUGUCGCUGGCCGCAAUGUUUCCUCUACUCUUGGCAGUAGGCUUCAGCUUUGAAGUGGAGAGCAAUUCAGGGAGACUCGCUGCGGUGGCAAUUUUCCUUAUACUUUACAUUCUGGCAUACAGUCCUGGCGGAGGCGUGGUCCCGUUCCUGUACAGCUCUGAAGUCUUCCCAUUGGUCCUUCGUGAGGUGGGAAUGGCGUGGGCGUCGGGUGUGCUCUUUAUGGGAGCGGGCUUGCUGACUCUAGUGGUACCUCAGCUCAUUCAUGCAACAGGGCCAACAGGACUGCUUGGCCUUUUCGCAGGGCUCGACGCCUUUGCGUUCAUACUCGUCUGGCUGUUUGUACCAGGCACAGAACGCCAGAUAUCGACAAUGGAAGACAUGAACUACGUAUUUGGGGUCAGCACUAAAAGGCAUGUGCGAUAUCAGAUUAAAGAGGUGGCUCCCUGGUAUUACAAGCGUCACGUAAGACGUUUCAAUGUUGCUGACAUGGAUUCUUUAUAUCAAUACUCAAGAUUAGAGGACAGGACUGCAAAUGGACAGCGUGGACAGCAGAACGGUCACUAG